Messenger RNA from Cuscuta epithymum, 3380 nucleotides. NCBI's taxonomy places the organism in Eukaryota, Viridiplantae, Streptophyta, Magnoliopsida, Solanales, Convolvulaceae. The record is from the annotation of a GenBank genome assembly.
CGAACCUCCAUCUCCAUCUUCAUCUCUCUUUCUUCUUUCUUCUAGGUAAAUCAAAAUCCCUUUCAUCUCAUUUUGAAAUUCGGGUUUUGAAUGUUAAAAAUUUCGAAUUUUUGGAUUAUGAACUGAUUGUGAAUUAAGUUGUUGUGAAAUGCGGAUAUGUAUGAAAUGUUGAAAUUUGAUUUUAAAUUGAUUGUAAAUUUAAAUGUGUAUUUUGACAUUUGGGCAUUUGGGUAGACUUGAAUGUAGCUAAAUUUGGGUAUUAAAAGGUAGAUGUAAAAAUUUUGGUAGUUUCAUAUUGAAAUGUGAAUUGUUUGUGAAUUUUAACUUAUGGAUAUAUUACAAUUUUGGUAGUUUUUUCUAUUGAAAAUUUGAAUGUGUUUAAAGUGUGUAUAUUGAUGCCUACUCAUGAAUGUUGGACAAUGAAUUGUUAUUAGAAUAUGGAUUUCUCAAGCUUCCCAAUCAUAUGUCAUUGGGGAGGGAACUAUUAUGAGGAUGCUGGGCAAAUAUGCCUUGAAGGUGGCAGAACCAGCUUUGUCAUGGUUUCUCAUGGCGCUUGCAUGCUGGAGAUCCUUCAAAAAAUACAUGCAGCCACAAUGAUUCAUCCUAGCCGUUCUUUGCGGUUGAAAAUGAAAUUUCCCAUGAACGGGGGAAAGUACAUGCUUAUGCCCCUCAUUGAUGAGCUAGCUAUAACAAAUAUGUGGGGCAUAACUCAGAUGGAGGAUAUGUCGACGCUUGAGAUAUACAUUGAGGAAUCCUGUGACGCCUAUGGUACUCAAUCAACAUCAAAUGUUGUCGUAUCUACGCAUGAUGUCAAUGUAGGGGUGAAUGCAGUGAACUCCUCAAAGGCUCCUGUACUGGACAUGGUUAUACAGGAAGAUGGUAGGUAUUUGCACAACGGUGCAUCAUUUGUGGAUGGGCAGGGAACUGAUGAUGAUGCUGACGAGAACAUCAAUGGUGAUGACAUGACAGAAUCUGAUGAAGAUGAUGGUGAUACUGUCACGAAAACUGCCCCGUCUAGCCAUUUUACUAGAAUCUAUGAUCUCCCUGAAGGGUUUACUGAUGCGUGGAUGAGUGGAUCAGGUGAGAAAAGGUUUACCCCCGAUGGUGAGUUUGAGGUCGGUCAACAGUUUGACAACAAAGAACAUGUCAUCAAUAUGGUGAGCUUGUAUUCUAUCAAACGGAACCAAUUUUAUCGGGUGAUAGAGUCCGAUAAACACAAGUGGGUGGCACAAUGCAAAAGGAAGAAAGAAUGUGAUUGCCCCUGGAGAAUACGCGCCACAAAGAACAAAGGCAACCUUGAGACCUUCACAAUUGUGCGUUAUCCUGGACCUCAUUCUGCUACGUGCGUUGGCAACACCGACACUACCAAUCACGUGACUUUGACUUCAGAUUUCAUCUCUAAAGAUGUGAUAGACAUUGUUCGCACUGAUCCUUCUCUUAAAGUGCAAACUAUCAUUGAGAUGCUGAAGGAAAAAUAUGAGCGACUUACCCCUGACCGUGGUUAAGGCCCAGCAGUAUAUUGGGUUCAAGGUUUAUUUUGCAGCUUCGAGUUGUCCUCUUGUGUUCUCUGUUCUCAGCAACUAUGUCAGUUGAAAUGUUACUCCCAGAAGUCAAGCCAGGAAUAGGAAUGCGGUCAUGCCGCCUUACGGUUGUUGAAAAGCACAACGUACGCUCAGCGAAAAAUUCCCCUAUGAAAUUCAUGCACUUCAUAUUGAUGGAUGUUGCGGGAAACAAGGUGCAGGCAGCUGCAUUCCAAGGGGACAUUGCUGUGAUUGAUCAACGUCUUGCUUUGCACUCAACCUACCUUAUCUCAAAUGCUUUUGUAAAGCCAGCCACUGAUUUGCGAUACUGUGUUGAUCUUAAUUACCAGUUUGUUUGGACAUUCACGCGAAGAACCCUCAUUCAGGAUGUUACUCCUGAAGAUGCCAUUGAUUGCGCCCUUCUCCUUGAGGCAGGGACUAAGCCUUUUCAUGAUUUCUAUGACUGCCACUUGCGUAAUGAAAAAAUAAGUGCUCUGGCUGCAGUUGUUCAAAAAUUGCCUCGUGCAUUCAUUGUGACGGAUGGACAUCAGAAACCUGCUUGGGACAUCGUUCUCAUUAAUGAGGAGUGUAUCCCCGUCCCUCUCACUCUCUGGGAAGAUUUUGUCACCAGUCAUGGAACUGAAAUUGAACGACUUCUCGAGGAGGGGAAUUACCCACUGGUUCUCAUUGAAAGGGUUGUUGUCAACCUUUUUCAAGGCCUCACUCUGGCAACCAGAUUUGAUACCCGUUUGGAACUCAAUCCAACCGGUGAACGUGCGCUGUUGUUAAAGAAGUGGCUUGCUGAAAAUGUCCACAAAGUUGAUCAAAUGAUGUUAGAAAAGGUGUAUGAGGAUGCUCUUAGUGCUCUAGCCAAACCUUUGUCCCAGCCUCACACGCCUGUUGCUGGCCUGGAAGCAAAAUUAAAUGAGAUUCCUGUUGCGUGGGUGUUGGGAAAGUUCGUUCUAAUGGACACUUCAGAUGAUGGUUUCUACGUGGGUUGUGACUAUUGUAACAGAAGGGUUUAUGCCAUGGAAGGGGUGACUUUUGAAUGCAUGUUCUGUGGUCAGAAAAAAGGGAAAUCAGUUAAGAGGUUCCGUCUUGAUGCUUCACUGAGUGAUGGAACCUCUAGCGUUCCCGUGACUCUCUUCACAGCGGACAUUCUAUCCUUGUUUGAAUUCGUGCACAUGGACGUAGAAGACACUGUUGAUCUCGAGGCAUUUGACGCAAAACUGCAAAAAAUUGACAUUAUCGCUGGCGUGAAACGCACUAAAUUUAAUGAAGAGCGAGCCCAAGGGAACCUGUACACCGUAGUGUGUGUCGCUGAACCAAAACCUUUCACAGAUGCUGUUGGCAAGGACAAAAUUCCCCCACCAGGACCCAUUUUGCUCCCCGAAGCGAAAAAAAGCCUGAACUUUGAGACCGUCAAAGAUCUGCCUGUGCAUGGAGCUACUUCUACUGAUGAGCCACUCACAAACCAGCGUGCCAGGAAGCGCAAAUUGUCCGGCUCAUAAAUUAUGCUGCCCAUUUGCCCGGUCGUGGGGAUUCCCAGCUGCGUCUGCUCUUUGUUCUUUGGUUGUCCUGCUUGUAUAUAUUUUUGUCGCCUUGAAGGCUUGUUUUGCUGAAACAUUCGUGGUCUAUAAUUGGUGGCGAAUUGGUCUGUACAAUUGGCUUACUCGCUGCUCAAUUAUUAGUGUCCACGGCCCCUCCCCAAACUUGGUUCUCUGUACAUGCGGUGUUCUUUUUGCACAAGUUACUAUGUUUGGACUGUUUUCUCUGUAGAUAUCUAAUCCCAAACUUGGUUAUCUCUAAAUAUCUAAUCCCAUAUUCCCAUGAUUGGGCCAAAAUGAUUUGAUUAAAAAA